Sus scrofa (pig) is the source of this 2013-nucleotide messenger RNA. Lineage: Eukaryota; Metazoa; Chordata; Mammalia; Artiodactyla; Suidae. The record is from RefSeq and is a predicted model, not a curated record.
AAAUGAAGUCCUCAGUGAGUGGGAAGAACAUCACCCCUAAAGAAGCUGCACAGAGGACUGGAUGACAUGGCUGCCAGGCCUGUCCCAUGGCUGGGCUCUCUCUUCCUGGUUUCCCUCUGGGGGGCCUCGGCUCCAGCUUCCCUCCUUAGGCGCCUCAGUGAGCACAUUCAGUUGUUUCAGGAGAGCGCUGGCUUGGGCCCGAGCCUGAGCCUGGGCUCAGGUGCUGUGGCCCCCCCGAAAGAGGGGUGGCUGGAGCAGCCACUGGACCCCUUCAAUGCAUCUGACAGACAGUCUUUUCUGCAGCGGUAUUGGGUAAAUGACCAAUAUUGGACCAGCCAGGAUGGACCUGUAUUCCUGCAUCUAGGGGGCGAAGGCAGCCUUGGACCUGGCUCAGUAAUGAGAGGGCACCCCGCAGCACUGGCCCCAGUCUGGGGAGCCCUGGUGAUAGGCCUGGAACAUAGAUUUUAUGGCCUGAGUAUACCUGCUGAAGGGCUGGACAUGGCCAAGCUCCGCUUCCUGUCCAGUCGCCAUGCGCUGGCCGAUGUGGUCUCUGCCCGCCUUGCCCUCACCCGCCUCUUCAACGUCUCCUCCUCCAGUCCCUGGAUCUGCUUCGGAGGCUCCUAUGCUGGCUCCCUGGCUGCCUGGGCCAGGCUGAAGUUUCCCCAUCUCAUUUUCGCCUCCGUCGCCUCUUCCGCUCCCGUGCGGGCUGUACUGGAUUUCUCCGAGUAUAAUGAUGUGGUGUCCAAAAGCCUAAUGAACACUGCGAUUGGAGGAUCCCCGGAGUGCCGCGCCGCUGUGUCCUCAGCCUUCGCGGAGGUGGAGCGGCGGCUGCGCGCGGGCGGGGCUGCUCUGGCAGCGCUGCAGGCGGAGCUGGGCGCCUGUGGGUCCCUGAGGCGCGCUGCGGACCGGGAGGAGCUGCUGGGGACGUUGCAGGCACUCGUGGGAGGCGCGGUGCAGUACGACGGGCAAGUGGGAGCGCCGCUGAGCGUGCGACAGCUCUGUGGACUCUUCCUCGGGGAUCGGGACAACAGCAGCAGCCCUGCGCCCUAUCUUGGGCUUCAUCGGGCAGUGCAGGUUGUCACACACAGCCUGGGCCAGAAGUGUUUAAGCUUUUCUCGAGCAGAGACAGUGGCACAGCUGAGGGUUACAGAACCCCAAGUGUCCGGCUUGGGCGAACGGCAAUGGUUGUACCAGACCUGUACCGAGUUUGGCUACUUUGUCACCUGUGAGGACCCUGGAUGCCCUUUCUCCCAGCUUCCAGCACUGCCCUCCCACCUAGAGCUAUGUGAGCAGGUGUUUGGGCUUUCAACCUCAUCGAUAGCCCAGGCUGUGGCCCGGACCAACUCCUACUAUGGUGGCCAGACCCCAGGGGCCACACAAGUGCUUUUUGUUAAUGGGGACAUGGACCCCUGGCAUGUGCUAAGCGUCACACAGGCCUUGGGACCCUCAGAGUCAGCCAUUCUUAUCCCCGGUGCCUCUCAUUGCUUGGACAUGGCACCUGAGAAGCCCUCAGACUCCCCCAGCCUCCGCCUGGCACGCCAGAACAUCUUUCUGCAGCUACAGACCUGGCUCCAGCUGGCAAAGGAGAGCCAGGUUAAAGGUGAGGUCUGAGCCCCACACCCUCGCCGCUCCCUGGGGGGCCACCCCACUCCUGGAUGUAUACGUUUAUUGCACAAGAGAAAGCAGCUUGUUUUGAAAGAGGAAAAUUCCAGGAAUUCGGAUUUAGCUUUUGUUCUGCAGAAAACUGACUUGUGCCUGCAAACAUCCUCAUGCCUAACUAUAUCACUUUGUUACAAAGUUAUAUAAAAAAUAAAAUAAAAUAAAAUGGGGGUGUGGGGGGAUGGCUGGGGUUGUGGGACGGAAAUCCUGUGAAAUUGGAUUGUGAUGAUCAUUAUACAACUACAGAUGUGAUAAAUUCAUUGAGUAAUAAAAAAAUUUUUUUAAAUAAAGAUAAGAUAAAGAAAAACCCCACAGAGCUGUGCAAAUAAAAAUGGUGAUUAUUCUUGUUGUGAA